This is a messenger RNA of Elephantulus edwardii (Cape elephant shrew), 566 nucleotides long. RefSeq names its product biogenesis of lysosomal organelles complex-1, subunit 1 (gene BLOC1S1). Gene Ontology annotation, cellular component: BLOC-1 complex. Lineage: Eukaryota; Metazoa; Chordata; Mammalia; Macroscelidea; Macroscelididae. The transcript has 4 exons. The coding region runs from base 92 to 469 and encodes 125 amino acids. The record is from RefSeq and is a predicted model, not a curated record. Gene Ontology annotation, biological process: endosomal transport.
CGAUCACGUGAUUUGAGACCCGCAGACGCCGAGGUGUGGGUUCCUGUUUUCGCAGCUGGAGGGGGUCCAGCGUGUCCAACCCAGCACAAUCAUGCUGUCCCGCCUGCUGAAAGAGCACCAGGCCAAGCAGAAUGAACGCAAAGAGCUGCAAGAGAAAAGGAGGAGAGAGGCUAUCACUGCUGCAACCUGCCUGACAGAAGCUUUAGUGGAUCACCUCAAUGUGGGUGUGGCCCAGGCCUACAUGAACCAGAGGAAGCUGGACCAUGAGGUGAAGACCUUACAGGUCCAGGCAGCCCAGUUUGCUAAACAGACUGGCCAGUGGAUCGGAAUGGUGGAAAACUUCAAUCAGGCACUUAAGGAAAUCGGGGAUGUGGAGAACUGGGCUCGCAGCAUCGAGCUGGACAUGCGCACCAUUGCCACCGCACUGGAAUAUGUCUACAAAGGGCAACUGCAGUCUGCCCCCUCCUAGCCCCUCUUCCCUUCCUCUUACCCUACCCCUCCUUCCUCACCACCAGAACAAGAGGGAGGCUGACAGGGCCAUGAAUAAAACACAAGUCUCCAUUUCU